UCAUUAAUCCCAUAACUACAUCGAUCGAAUUAAUGGGUGCCACAACCACAACCACUUCAUCGUCUUCCUCAAUCUCCGGCGGGGGCGACAGGGUCACGACCGCGGCGGCCUUCUCCGGCUUGCCCACCGUCUUCAAGCUGCUCCCCACGGGAACCGUCCUCUUGUUCCAGUUCGUCAACCCCAUCCUCACCAACAGCGGCCAAUGCACCGACUCCAACAAGGCCGUCGCCGGCGCCGUCAUUGUCCUCUGCGGCCUUCUCUGCUUCGUCGCCUCCUUCUCCGACAGCUACAAGGGCAGCGACGGCCAAACCCAUUACGGCUUCGCCACCCGGAAGGGCAUCUGGCCGUCGCCGGUCGCCGAGUCGGUGGACUUGUCGGCCUACAGGAUUGGGUUCGCGGACUUUGUCCACGCGUUCUUCUCGGUGUUGGUGUUUGCGGCGGUGUCGCUUCUGGAUUCCGACACCAUGCAAUGCUUUUAUCCGUCUUUUGAGCCGACUCAGAAGGCCCUGAUCGUGGUCUCGCCGCCGGUAAUUGGUGUCCUCGCUAGCUAUGUGUUUUUGGUGUUUCCGAACAGCCGCCAAGGGAUUGGGUACGCUUCGAGUUCAACCCAGCAGGAUUCAAGUGAUUCUUCGGCUAUUGUUUUGCAGCGUCGAGAUAAAUCUCCAGACAAUAGUCGACCGCCAGUUUAAUCAAAUUAGGAUAUCGAAUUUUGUGUUCUAAAUUUGUCCCAAUUACCGUACACGCGUCUUUAUAUAUAAACACAAAUUAAUUCAUAAGAUAACACACACCCUCUGU
This is a messenger RNA of Diospyros lotus (date-plum), 795 nucleotides long. RefSeq names its product protein DMP2-like. Gene Ontology annotation, biological process: endomembrane system organization. The transcript has a single exon. The coding region runs from base 33 to 689 and encodes 218 amino acids. Lineage: Eukaryota; Viridiplantae; Streptophyta; Magnoliopsida; Ericales; Ebenaceae. The record is from RefSeq and is a predicted model, not a curated record.